GGGAGGGAAGAGGCCGCGGCUGACGGGUUCCGGUGUCGGGCGCGGACGUGUCGGCCGGGGCCGCGGAGCCGGAGGCGCUGCCCCUGCCCCGUCGGAACAUCGCCCGGCUCGGCGCCGCCAUGUCCGGCACCAGCAGCCCCGAAGCCGUGAAGAAACUGCUGGAAAACAUGCAGGGAGACCUGCGGGGCCUGAGCCUGGAGUGCAGGAAAAAAUUUCCUCCCGUCAAGGAGGCUGCUGAAUCAGGAAUAAUAAAAGUGAAAACAAUAGCUGCACGGAACACUGAUAUUUUGGCAGCACUGAAAGAGAACAGCUCAGAGGUAGUUCAGCCUUUUCUCAUGGGUUGUGGAACAAAGGAACCAAAGAUCACUCAGCUGUGUCUAGCAGCCAUACAAAGACUCAUGUCCCAUGAAGUUGUUUCAGAGGCUGCAGCAGGAAACAUUAUAAACAUGCUUUGGCAACUGAUGGAAAAUAGUCUUGAAGAACUGAAAUUGCUUCAGACAGUUCUUGUUCUUUUAACAACCAAUACAGUUGUGCAUGAUGAAGCACUAUCCAAGGCAAUUGUACUUUGCUUUCGAUUGCACUUCACAAAAGAUAAUAUCACAAAUAACACUGCAGCAGCUACAGUGCGACAGGUAGUUACUGUGGUGUUUGAGAGAGUGGUUGCUGAAGAUGAACGAUACAAAGACAUUAUUGAACAGCCAGUUGCAGUUCAAGGAAAUAGUAACAGAAGAUCUGUCAGUACUCUGAAGCCAUGUGCUAAAGAUGCAUAUAUGCUUUUUCAGGAUCUUUGUCAGUUAGUUAAUGCUGAUGCUCCUUACUGGCUCGUUGGUAUGACAGAAAUGACCCGAACUUUUGGCCUUGAACUUCUUGAGUCAGUCCUCAAUGACUUUCCACAAGUGUUUUUACAACAUCAAGAAUUCAGUUUUCUUCUUAAAGAAAGAGUAUGCCCUCUCGUUAUAAAGCUCUUCUCCCCAAAUAUAAAAUUCAGACAAGGUUCUAGCACAUCAUCUUCCCCAGCACCAGUGGAAAAACCAUAUUUCCCCAUCUGUAUGCGCUUGCUAAGAGUAGUUUCUGUUUUGAUUAAGCAGUUUUACAGUUUGCUGGUGACGGAAUGUGAAAUAUUUCUGUCAUUGCUGGUUAAGUUUCUGGAUGCAGACAAACCACAGUGGCUAAGAGCUGUUGCAGUAGAAUCUAUUCACAGGCUUUGUGUGCAGCCUCAGCUAUUAAGGUCCUUUUGUCAGUCCUAUGAUAUGAAGCAACAUUCCACUAAAGUUUUCCGGGAUAUUGUGAAUGCAUUGGGGUCCUUCAUCCAAUCUCUAUUUCUUGUACCAAGUACAGGGAGUACAUCGGUGACACCAAACCAAACUGGAAGCAAUGCAUCAGGGAGCACUGGAUCAGCACAGACAAACCCAGGAGUGCUUGGAAUGGGAGGUGGUGCAACUGUAUUACCUGCCUUUGAAUACAGAGGUACCUGGAUACCUAUCUUGAAUGUAACAGUACAAGGCAGUGCUAAAGCUACCUAUUUGGAAAUGCUGGACAAAGUGGAACCACCUACAAUUCCUGAAGGCUAUGCUAUGUCAGUGGCAUUUCACUGUUUACUGGAUCUUGUCCGUGGUAUCACUACCAUGAUUGAAGGAGAGUUGGGAGAGGCAGAAACAGGCAGUCAGAGCACAGCAGAGACAACUUCAUUACCAGCACAGUCUUCAGAGCAUCAGGACUUACAGUCUUUAUCUGACCAGUCAGACAAAGAACUAGUUAGCAGAGCUGUCUGGGAAGAAAUGGUAAAUGCAUGUUGGUGUGGUCUUCUUGCUGCAUUGUCUCUCCUACUUGAUGCAAGCACUGAUGAAGCUGCUACUGAAAAUAUUUUAAAAGCAGAAUUAACUAUGGCUGCACUCUGUGGAAGACUAGGUCUUGUAACAUCAAGAGAUGCCUUCAUUACUGCCAUUUGCAAAGGAUCCUUACCUCCUCACUAUGCUCUUACUGUAUUAAAUAGCACAACUGCAGCUCUGUCCAGCAAAUCAUAUUCCAUUCAGGGACAGAAUGUUCAAAUGAUCAGUCCCUCAAGCGAGUCUCAUCAGCAAGUUGUGGCAGUAGGACAGCCCUUAGCUCUUCAGCCACAAGGAACAGUAAUGUUGACUUCGAAAAAUAUCCAGUGUAUGAGGACAUUGCUCAACUUAGCUCACUGCCAUGGGGCUGUUCUUGGUACAUCAUGGCAACUUGUCUUGGCUACUCUUCAGCAUCUUGUGUGGAUUCUGGGACUGAAACCUGGUGUUGGGGGUGCCUUAAAACCUGGAAGAGCUGUAGAAGGGCCCAGCACAGUUCUGACUACAGCAGUUAUGACUGAUCUACCAGUUAUAUCCAGCAUACUAUCAAGACUUUUUGAAAGCUCGCAGUACCUUGAUGAUGUAUCUUUGCAUCACUUAAUAAAUGCCCUUUGUUCCUUGUCUCUGGAAGCCAUGGAUAUGGCCUAUGGAAACAAUAAGGAGCCAUCCCUUUUUGCUGUUGCUAAAUUACUGGAAACAGGACUAGUUAACAUGCACAGGAUUGAGAUUCUUUGGAGACCUCUGACGGGUCAUCUUCUGGAGGUUUGUCAGCAUCCCAACUCCAGAAUGAGAGAAUGGGGAGCAGAAGCUUUAACCUCUCUUAUUAAAGCAGGACUGACAUUCAGCCACGAUCCUCCAUUAUCACAGAAUCAGAGACUGCAGCUACUUCUACUGAAUCCACUCAAGGAGUUGUCAAACAUCAGUCAUCCUGAUAUCAGGAUCAAGCAGUUGGAGUGUGUGCUACAGAUUUUACAGAGUCAGGGUGACAGCUUAGGACCUGGUUGGCCAUUAGUCCUUGGAGUCAUGGGAGCAAUAAGAAGUGAUCAGGGAGAGUCCUUAAUACGGACUGCAUUCCAGUGUCUUCAGUUGGUUGUGACCGACUUUCUUCCAACAAUGCCAUGUACUUGUCUGCAGAUAGUUGUUGAAGUUGCAGGAAGCUUUGGUCUUCACAAUCAAGAGCUAAAUAUUAGCUUAACUUCAAUUGGUUUAUUGUGGAAUAUUUCAGAUUAUUUUUUCCAAAGAGGUGAAAUAAUUGAAAAGGAACUUAACAAAGAAGAAGCAGUGUUGCAGAAGCAGGCAGAAGAAAAGGGGGUGGUUCUGAAUAGACCUUUUCAUCCCGCACCACCAUUUGACUGUCUCUGGUUGUGUUUAUAUGCUAAACUUGGAGAACUUUGUGUGGAUCCCCGACCUGCAGUUAGAAAGAGUGCUGGGCAGACAUUGUUUUCCACCAUUGGUGCUCAUGGAACUUUGUUGCAACAUUCAACAUGGCACACAGUGAUAUGGAAGGUUUUAUUCCACCUGCUGGAUAGGGUUCGAGAAUCUUCUACUACAGCUGACAAAGAGAAGAUUGAAUCAGGAGGAGGCAACAUCCUUAUCCAUCAUUCAAGAGAUACAGCUGAGAAACAGUGGGCUGAAACAUGGGUAUUAACACUGGCUGGAGUUGCAAGAAUAUUUAAUACCCGGAGAUACUUACUGCAGCCUUUAGGAGACUUCUCCCAGGCCUGGGAUGUUCUUCUUGAUCACAUUCAAUCAGCAGCACUCAGCAAAAAUAAUGAAGUUUCCUUGGCUGCUCUGAAAAGCUUCCAGGAAAUCUUACAAAUAGUUUCUCCAGCCCGAGACUCAGAGAAGCCUGACACACCACCUGCUAUUAAUGUUUCUGUACCUGUGGUGGUAGGAGCAACAACUGCCACUAGUCUUGGGAGAUCAUUCAUGAGAACUGACUCCGUAGGAGAAAGAAUGGGAAGAUACAGUGGAGCUGAACUACCUGCAGUAACAGAUGAGAUCGAAGAUCUGAAUCUUUGGUGGGCAGCUUGGAACAGCUGGUACAGGAUUGGUUCAGAAAGUACAAAGCCUCCAAUUACUUGUGAUAAAUUGACUUUCAUUCCCAGCCAGCCUUUUCUUACAGCUUUAAUUCAAAUAUUCCCAGCUCUUUACCAACACAUCAAAACUGGUUUCAGCAUGGAUGAUCUCCAAAAGCUGGGUAUCAUUUUGCAUGGUGCAGUUUCGGUUCCAAUCAGUUCUGAUGCUUCCCCUUUCAUCCUUCCAUCUUACACUGAAGCAGUUCUGACAAGUUUACAGGAAGCAGUGCUUACAGCUUUAGAUGUUUUACAAAAGGCUAUAUGUGUGGGCUCAGAAAAUAUGCAGAUAAUGUAUCCUGCAAUCUUUGAUCAGCUGUUGGCCUUUGUAGAAUUUUCAUGCAAGCCUCCACAGUAUGGACAGCUGGAAACAAAGCACAUUGCAAAUGCAAAGUAUAAUCAGAUACAACUUUUUGCACCGGCGGAAUGGGUAGCACUGAAUUAUGUACCAUUUGCUGAGAGAUCGUUGGAAGUGGUUGUGGACUUGUACCAAAAAACAGCUUGCCAUAAAGCUGUUGUAAAUGAGAAAGUUCUUCAGAACAUUAUUAAGACGCUGAGAAUACCUCUUAGUCUGAAGUACUCCUGUCCUUCAGAAAGCACGUGGAAGCUCGCUGUUUCCUCUCUUCUCAAAGUGCUUUCUAUUGGACUACCAGUUGCAAGGCAGCAUGCAUCUUCUGGAAAAUUUGACAGCAUGUGGCCAGAGUUAGCCAAUACAUUUGAAGACUUUUUAUUCACUAAAAGUGCACCUCCUGAUAAUCUCUCAAUUCAAGAAUUUCAGAAGAAUGAGAGUAUUGAUGUUGAGGUGGUGCAGCUUAUUAGUACGGAGAUACUGCCAUAUGCUAAUUUUAUUCCUAAGGAAUUUGUUGGUCAAAUAAUGACUAUGCUCAAUAAAGGCUCAAUACACUCUCAGUCAUCUUCAUUUACAGAGGCGGAAAUAGAUAUUCGAUUGAGAGAGGAGUUUUCUAAGGUGUGUUUUGAAACACUGCUCCAGUUUUCAUUCAGUAAUAAAGUCACAACUCCUCAGGAAGGCUACAUCUCUAGAAUGGCACUUUCUGUGCUCUUGAAAAGGUCACAGGAUGUAUUACAUCGCUACAUAGAAGACGAGAGGUUGAGUGGCAAAUGUCCUCUUCCACGGCAACAAGUAACAGAAAUCAUAUUUGUUUUAAAAGCUGUCAGUACUCUCAUAGACUCGCUUAAAAAAACUCAGCCUGAAAAUGUUGAUGCUAACACAUGGGCGCAAGUUAUUGCCUUGUACCCGACUUUAGUAGAAUGUAUCACCUGCUCCUCAUCAGAAGUGUGUUCUGCUCUGAAAGAGGCAUUAGUUCCCUUUAAGGACUUCAUGCAUCCACCAGCAUCCAAGGUACAGAAUGGAGAGUCUUGACCCCAUAAAACUUUUUUUUUUUAGUUUUUGAAGGAAAAAAAGUAUCCAAAAAUGUUUGUUCCCAGGUGAAGUUUCACUGAGAAAAUCUCUUGUGGCUAGUACUUGGCAAGCAAUGCUGACUGCCUUUAACUGUACUAACAAGAGCUCAGUAAUUCAUGAACACAAGCUAUAUCUCAAAGGUCCAGAGUGAGUAGCAGUGCAAACCUUUAAUAAUUUUAACUAAGUAGUUGGAAUCAUUUAUAAUCUAAUGUACUUGCUACAGUAUCUUGAAGUGGUGAUUGAAAAGUGGGCUUAUGUACAGCUUGUUGUGUAUGUGUUAAUGAUGUAAUUAAAAAUAUUUCAAUUCAGUCAGAUUUAUUAGGCUGGUGUUUUGCACCCUUUUUUUGAAGUACGAAUUGUACUAAAAUUUUAUGCAAGAUGGUACUGUAACAUUCCAUAUAUCUGUAACCAGCCUUUGUAAACAAAGGGAACUGAAAUACUUGUGUGUAUAAUAAAUGGUACAGUUCUGUAUAAAAUAGUUGCAUUUAUUAUUUAAAUUCUUUUUUAAAUAUUGAUAAUGUUAAAUGCUUGAAAAAGUAUUUAUUAUAAGCUGUAUGCUUGCAUUUUUACUUAUACUUUGCCUUCUAAAUUGCCAGAUAUGCUUGUUCAUAUCUGAUCAUGUUAUUAGUUUUUUUUUGCUUAAUUGAAUGUAUCUUUUCUGUGGCCAUUGGACAUCUAAAUGAAGAGGUCAUAUGACAAGAUUGCAGCAAGCAGGCAGUAGCCUGCUGAUCUCAAACAUCAGUGUCAUUGACCUGGAAUAGGUUUGAAUAUGCAGAAAUCCACUGUAGCACUUCAACACUGCCAUACCUCACUUCAUAAUAUAUUUCUUUCAAAAUGUUUGUUAUACUCAACUCUGUUCAUUUUUGUAGUUGCAGCCUUGCUUUAAAAAAUACGUACAUAAGGGUCAUUAGUCUUUUUUGACCUUAUUGCAGGUAUCGUAGUCUUUGAAUCAUGACCCAGGAAAGGGGAUUGCAAAUAUCUGAAAUACUUGGCUGUAAUACUUUGUUCAGUAAUUUUAAGUGCUUUGUUUUGUAAUGUCUUUUAAAUCCAAAUUGUUCUAACCUUUUAAUUAUAAACUCUCUGAUAUAAAACCAUGAGAAGUGUAUUUUUGAAGACAGCUACUGGUUUAGAAGUUCAGUAAAAUUUUCAUUAAGUAAAUGUGAAUUUUCUUUCAAUUUCACGUAAUACACAAGUGAAGCAAAACACUUCUAGUAUUGUUUAUAAAAUCUGUGGCAGCAUUUAAACUCUUGUUGAGAUAAUGAUUCAUUAAAUGUGUCGCCUGUGUUCAUAUAUUUUAGCCUGUGAUGUGAAAGCACAAAGGUCAAACGUUUAAAAAAAAAGGAGAAAAAAAAAAAAAAAGGUGCCUUUCAAUGUAUUUCAGAGCUUUUCUUUAGGCCUUCAAGUCUUUGUAGAUACUAAAAGUGAUUGCCAUGGUGUUAGAUCUGUUCGCUUUACACUUCACUGACUGAAAGGAUGCUAAUUGGUACUUGUGAAGCAAAAACUGUAGGAGCUUCAAGUCAAGUUGCAAGGAACUGAUCAGGGUUAGAAGGACCCUCUGUGAGUAAUGUUUUCAACCACACCUACCUUUGAACAGUUUGUUCCUAUAGAAUUCCAGUUUUGUGAUCCUUUCAAAAAGGAUAAUCAGAGAGGGAGGCUUCAGGAUCUUGCACAUAUCUCUUUGACCAAAGUUGUGUGGAACUCAAUCUUCAAAUGUGAAUAGUUUUUGAAGAACAUGUUGUACAUUAAGGAAACAAAGCCCCUUCUUUCUAGUAAUAGAGUUGUUUUUUGGUUUUUGUUUGUUUUGUCAAAAUAGCCUUUUUGGAGAAGCAGACCUGGGUCCCAGGUACAAAUAAGAUUAUCCAUACUCUGAAAGUGAAACCCUUGCAAAUGCUCUACUACUUAGUGAAAGAUAAGACAAGGCCUAUUAAGUUCUCAAAUAAAGCAAGAGGUUGAGCAGAAAAGGGUAUUCAUUUGAUUUAAAAUCUGCUAACUUAACAAGAAAUUCUGGAAAGAGGAAUGCAGACCAAACUGUGGAUGAGUUUUUUUAUCAUUAAUUUCUGUCUGCUUUUUCAGUGGUAACACAGAUUCAUCCUAAUUAAGCAAAUCUUCAGCUUUAUUUUAAAUAGGGUGUGGGGGUGUGUGAGUCUUACCUGACUUUAUCAUCCACAGGUAUUAAUCUUCUAAAGGCUUUGAAAUAAAUUACCACUAAGGUUGCUUUGCUUCCUUUCCUCUUCAUUAUCAAAUAAUGAUAUCUGUGCUAUUUGAGAACAUUUUGGACAUGCAAGCCGAGGCUGACCAUACUCAAAACACUUUUUGUAUAAAUAGUUAGAGAACUGAAAACAAAAGUACUUAGUUUAGGGAAGACUUCUUUUAACCGACCAAUUUUUUUCUGUGAAUAAGACUUUUUCUGUUUUCUGUGCCUUGUUCAGCACUCAAAUAUUUCCUCCAACUUGAAGUAUCAAUUUGUUUUUUUUAUUAUUUUUACAUUUUGCUAAAUAUUCUUAGGGUUUCUUUCAUGUAAACAGUAUCCUUGAGUAUUUAAAUUUCAUAUUCUUGCAUCUGUUUCGAGCAAGACAAGUUUUGUUCCUGAAAAAAUGUAACAUUACCUAUUGAGUAAACCGUUGUCCAAGUUGUACUUUUCAAGUCUAUAGGGUUGCUUAGGCAUGUGAAAUAAAAUAAAUGGACGUUUUCAGGAUUGAGGUCUGCAUUGUGUCAGUGAAAUCAGCUAGAAAAGGUUGUUCAGCUGAGUGUAUAGAAAUAUGUCAACUGGAAGUUAGAAAAGAAACAUUAACUGCCAAAUGUAACCACAUUAUUCACUUUUUUUCUUCUUCUCCCUAACCUUAAAAAGAAAUUUGGAUUGGGAAUCCAGAGAGAAAAUGUGAGGGUCUUCCACAUUAUUACAAGGCUCAUAUCAAGACUGUUGAUAAUACUUGUAUGUCUCAAUGCCAUACACACUGCCCCAGUGUACACAAGGAUUUAACAUCAUAUUGUAGCUCUAAGGAGAAGGAACAGAUGGCUAAAGCAGGAAAUUUCUUACAAGAAAGGUUAUUCUUAGAAGCAUCUUUGUGGACCUUUGUUAGACUCUCUCUAGUAUGUCCAUGACUCUCUUGUGUAAGUUUUGGGAGCAAGGACACCUGUUUGUCUACGUGGUAUUUUGCUUAUCAGGGCAAGCGCAACUCCAACAAAAAUGACUGUAGGAGUUCGUGUAAAACAUAGAUUUCAUCUGGGGAGUAAAUAAUCUUCAAGUUUCACAAGUAUGUUUCAGUAAAAAAAAAAAGUGUGUUUUGCUAUAUUAAUACAAGCAUAUUGCAGUGAUGUAAUUGCCUUCGUGUAUGCUGGAAUGUAGAUCAGACGAGGCUCCUCAUUCUUUGUAAAUAAAUACAAUAGAACUUAACAUUUAUUUGUUUGUUUCAGCCUUCAGGUUUUAUUCAGUGGAAACAUAGAUAAUGAUGUAGGCAGGAUGUACAAAAAACUCUUAGAUUUUGAAUUAAACAAUUCUUUCAUGAUAAAAAAAAGCGAAAUAGCAUGAAAAGCGG
Molecule: messenger RNA, 8854 nt
Organism: Lagopus muta (rock ptarmigan)
Lineage: Eukaryota; Metazoa; Chordata; Aves; Galliformes; Phasianidae
Gene: MON2
Product: MON2 homolog, regulator of endosome-to-Golgi trafficking
Exons: 35
Coding region: 120-5279 (1719 amino acids)
Source: RefSeq, a predicted model, not a curated record